UAAAAUUUGAAAAGCACUUUCCCUCUCAAAAACUCCCCAACAUGAGGUGAUUAGACAGGAAAAACGAAAGCCUACCUAGUGUUCGUGAAAUGCUAACUAGAAAUUCCGUUCCUAGAACCCCACAAGCCACUGCCAUGCGCAGAUCUGCAAGGCUUCUCAACCAAAACACUCCCUUUAAGUCAAAGGUCAAUUCCAAGGACAGUACUGCUAGCUCUACAGUUAAACUUUCCAAGAAACCCAUACACUCAAAUCAUGGUUCCACAAAUCAUAUAAGGUCAACGCCUCAGUUGCGAAGGUCUCAAAGAACGAGCACUGUUUCAAGUGAGAUAUCAAGAAAUUGUGCAAACUCAACGCCUGGGUUGCGAAAAUCUCCAAGAUUGAGCAGUGGGUCUUUGUCUAACAAGCCCGAGGGUAGCAAAUUUGUCGAGACAAAGAAUGAUGGAUCUAAGAAGAACGAGAGUAUAAAGGAGGGAUCGUUGGAUGAAAAGGAAAGGGAAGCUUCUGUUGGAUUGAAAGUGACUACAGUGGACAGGAAAGAAAGUGAAAGAAGAGAAGUUCGUGAAAGAAAUGAAGUUGUUGGAGUUAAGAGAAAGAGAAAGUGGAAGCCUGACAAUAGAGGGGAUACAGUUCUUCAAGGGUGGACAAGGGAGCAAGAAUUGGCUCUGCAAAGAGCCUAUUUUUCAGCCAAGCCAACGCCUAAUUUUUGGAAGAAAGUUUCAAAGCUGGUGCCAGGAAAAUCUGCCCAGGAUUGCUUUGAUAGAAUCCAUUCCAACCAUUUAACUCCAACUCAGCCUGAGCCUCGAUCGAGGGCAAAUGUAACAAACUUGUCGCCUAUCGAACAUUUGUCAUUCUCCGCAAGCAAAUUACUAGAGUCCUCUGCACCAAGGAAUAAAAGCUCAGGCCGCGGUAAACAGAAAAGCUUUCUCGUACAGAAAAAGACAGUGAGACAUUUGUUGCGAAAGCAUCAUCUUGUGGACGAAUGUGAUGAAGCGGAUCUGUUCUCCAUUCUUGAGCCCAACACAAGUCCAACCAUGCAUGGUGUACCGAAAGUUAUGGUUUGUACCCCGAAAAAAUUAUUGGAAAAACAGGGAUUUGUCCACAAGUGUCAUGAGAGAUCUUCUUUGGGUCGUAAGAAGCACCAUUCGAGACUUGGUAACUCAGGUACUGGAGCCCUUGUUAGUCCCCCAGUGUUGAAGCAGAUUAAAAAUAAGGCUUUACAUGAGAAGUACAUCGACCAGCUACAUACCCGGGAGGCUAAGAGAAAAGCUGAACGUACACAAGUUGAAAAAGCAGUACUUGGAAAGGAGAACAGAGGAUAUGUUCAAAUCCAAGUAGACAAGGUUAAAGCAGCAAAAAAUGCAUUAGUUUCUGAUGCAAGAUAUGUUAUUAACCAGAUGCAACAACUGCAGACCACUAGUGUUGACAACUCUUCGGAGUUGGAUGACAUCGAUGAUGAUGACGACGAUGAUGUUAAGCUAUAACAUUUUGAUUUUUAUUUUGUAUGAUAAUCUGCUAUAACUAGAAUGCUAAUUGUGUCAUAUGUUGUUUAAUGAACUUGUAGUUUAGCAAAUUGGAACAUAGUAAUUUAUUUCCUCAUUCAAGUAAUAAAAAGGAGGAGGUUGAUUUCAA
Gossypium raimondii (Peruvian cotton) is the source of this 1629-nucleotide messenger RNA. RefSeq lists its product as hypothetical. NCBI's taxonomy places the organism in Eukaryota, Viridiplantae, Streptophyta, Magnoliopsida, Malvales, Malvaceae. The transcript is spliced from 2 exons. Bases 90 to 1481 code for a protein of 463 amino acids. The record is from RefSeq and is a predicted model, not a curated record.